Molecule: messenger RNA, 3211 nt
Organism: Hemibagrus wyckioides
Lineage: Eukaryota; Metazoa; Chordata; Actinopteri; Siluriformes; Bagridae
Gene: skila
Product: SKI-like proto-oncogene a
Exons: 9
Coding region: 262-2244 (660 amino acids)
Biological process (GO): negative regulation of BMP signaling pathway
Cellular component (GO): nucleus
Molecular function (GO): RNA polymerase II cis-regulatory region sequence-specific DNA binding; DNA-binding transcription factor activity, RNA polymerase II-specific; SMAD binding
Source: RefSeq, a predicted model, not a curated record
AGCCCACUUUGCGGCGAAUCCUAGCAGCCAAUCGUCCUGCACGAGGGCGGGGUUUGAGCGGAAUACGGGUAGGGAGCGCAGUCUGGUGACGUUUUUUCACGUCUCGCGCUGUCGAGAGAAACCCAGACAGACCGUGAGAGAGGAGACGGAAGUGCAGCGCCGUCCUCAUGCCAGCACUGAGGCUGUGAGACGAGCCAACAGGAAGACCGCGGAGGUGUGAGACAGGUGUGUGGGCAGACAGGUGACAGCGCGCGAGACGGCAUGGCGAGUGUGACGGUGCCGGUCAGAGACGUGAGCGCUCUGCAGUGCGGGGUGAAGCGCGUGUGCAGGGACAGACCGGAGGAUGUGCCCAUAAAGAAGCGCCUGAUGGCGGAGAUGAAGCUGACGCGCAGGGUGAAACGGGAAGAUCCGGACUGCGAUAAAGCCUUGGACCUGAGUCCGGGUCUGAAACACACGCUGGCUCAGUUCACGCUCAGCAGCCGGAGCUCGCUCGGGGGGCCGGCCGCUUUCUCCGCCCGAGCGGACACCAGCUCGCAGCAGGCCCUGGCCCCGCCCCUUCCUUCACCCUCCAUCCUGGGGGCGGGGCCUCUGUUGGUGCCGAGCGACAGGUCGACGGAGUUGACGCACGCGAUGCUGGAGGGUGAGUCCAUCUCCAGCUUCGUGGUGGGCGGAGAGAAGCGUCUGUGUCUGCCCCAGGUUUUGAACUCGGUCCUGCGAGACUUCACGCUGCAGCAGAUUAACGCCGUGUGCGACGAGCUGUACGUUUACUGCGCCCGCUGUGACGCCGACCAGCUGCACGUCCUCAAAGUGCUGGGCAUCCUGCCCUUCAAUGCCCCGUCCUGUGGCCUCAUCACGCUGACCGACGCUCAGAGGCUGUGCAACGCGCUGCUCCGUCCCGGCUCCGCCCACAACCACACCCAGCACGGGGUGAAGGGUUCAUCUGUUAACGGACAGUUCGGCUUCCAGGUGGAGCACCAGUGCCUGGGGAAGUGCCGCGGUGUGUUCGUACCGCAGUUCUAUGUCCGCCCGGACGCACCGUGUGUGCAGUGUGUGGAGUGUCAACUGCUUUUCUCGCCCCAAAACUUUGUCAUGCACUCGCACCGCACACCAGACAAGCGCACCUGCCACUGGGGCUUCGACUCCGCCCGCUGGCCGCGCUACCUGCACCUCAGCCGUCGCUACGAGGGCACUGCAGACGAGACCAAACUCGGGACGGUGCUUGACCAGAUGAAGGAGAAGUUUUGCCUGACCACAGACACACCCAUGGACCAGGUUGUAGAUGAGGACACCUGUGUGAGGAAGACCAAUCCUUCCAUUGACCAGGUGUGUGACAUAAAGGGAAAGGGAUCUCUGGCCUUCCCUCAUCUGUGCCCUGACAUCAAACAGGAAGUCGGACCUCCUUCAGUCGUCCAUCCCAGCUACUACCUGUACCCAUACGAUAAGAUGGUGGCACCCAACGUUUCUCUACAAAAGAGCAGUGAGAGUGAUGGAGCAGACACACUAGGAACCCUGCUGAAACAAUGCUACAGCAAGAGAACACACGAUGUCCAUGUGACCACUCCUUCCAUCGCGGAGGAAGCGAAAUAUUGCUGUGGCGAUGAGAGGCGUCCGCCCCCUUCGGCUGUCUCCAUGGAAACAGACGGGAAGGAAGAGGACGAUAAGAAGCAGCUGGUGUUUGAGAUGGUUCACAUGUACAACAAACAGCAGGAGAAGCUGAACGCUACACUGCACACACAGAGGGAGCUAGAAACGGAGCUGCAGACGGUGUGUGACGGUGAUGCGGAGAGGUGGAGGCGCUUCCAUGUGGAGCACAGCGAGCUGCAGAGCGAGUUGGAGGCAGUGCACACUGAGCAUGCUCAGAAAUUAGGGCGGGUUCAGCAGGAGCAGAGAGAGCUGGAGCAAAGACUCGAAAAGCUCCGACACACAUACACACACUGUAGCUGCCAGAGCCAGGAGGAGCAGUACACCACCCAGCUGUGUGAUCUGAGAGUGAGACUGGAGCGGGCCGAGGCAGAGAGACAGGAACUACAGGACGAGCUGAGGAGAGAGAGAGACGCCCGGGAGAAACUGGAGCUGCUCAUCGGUCAGCUACAACAGCAGAUCAUCAACUCGGCCAGUCACUGCCCUCAGGCCACUGACUCGGACACAUGCAGCCCUAAAACCCUCACACCAGCCAGUCACAGUCCUCAGAGCCAACACACACACUCACCUGCAACCACACACAACGGCGCCGAGUUGUCUUGAACACACACACACUUGAGGACUUUUUUUUAAAUAAUUCAACAUUAUAUUAGUAUUAUUAUUAUUAGUAGUAGUAGUAGAAGUAGUAUGAUGUCAUUGUUGAGGUGUGUCUCCCCCUGCUGGACACAACAAUCCCCCCCCCCCCCCACACACACACACACAAUGUGACCUGUGAGUAAAAACAUCUAAACACACACACACAACUCAUGGUGAGAUAAAGCUUUACAUUUUAUCCGCCCUGUAACCCUAAUUUAAUUUAAUUAAUAUGCCUUUAAUGAUUAGUUACUGUAAUGAACACCUUUCAUUUUAUUUAUUUAUUGGUUUUUUUGAUUUGUGUUUUGAUAUUUAUUCCAUCCAAGAUCUAUUCGAAAUAGCCCACGAAUCACAUCUUAUGUCCUAAUUAAUAUGCUAAUGACUAUUCAUAUUCAUAACUGAGGCUCAUGAAUAUUUAUAUUGACAUUUUUUUACAGAGUAAACAAUGACAUGCCAAACAAAAGACUCAAAUCACACUAUACUACUAGAAAGUGUAAAAAAAAAGAAGAAGAAGCUGUAGACGUGUUACACUAACGUUACGAUUAUUCCCCACCAAUCAGAAGGGACGGGUCAGACACGUGGGUUUUAACAGUUCAUUAGCAUACGGACACAUAUAUAGCUGUCUGCUGGUGGUAGCAUGCUAAUGCUGAAGCGCUAGUUAUGAACACUAGUUAACGUUCUACAUAGCAGGAGUGAAGGAGGAUGGUAUGAUGGGAAGGAUGAGUUCUCGAUACAUCACUGCAUCUUAAUAAUAAUUAUUAUAAUUAUUAUUAUUAUUAUAAAGGUUUAUUAGGUGAUAAUAAUGUUAUUAAUACUAGUUAUUUAUUAUUAUUUCUAAUAAUCUCCAUCAUUAUGCGAUAUAAACUAUAGUUAUGGUCGUAGUGUUAUUUCACGUGUGUGUGUGUGUGUGUGUGUGUGUGUGUGUGCACUUCUGUCU